CGUUUCUUUAUUCUUCGUCUCCUUCUCUCACGCCUUCGUCUUCAGAAUCAAACUCCAUUGAAAUCUCUCUCUCUCUCUCUCUCUCUCUCUCUCUCUCUCUCUCUGUGAAGUGGAUCUUUAUAAUAUGCAACAUCUCUCUGAAUUGGGGGAUUUUUAUUAGACGCACGGAUAGGAAAAAGAAGAGAGGAAAAGAAUGAUGAAAAUGAGAACAGGUACAACCACGUCCGCCGGCGGAGGCCGCCAUGACUGGGAGCUCCGGCCAGGAGGAAUGGUUGUGCAGAGGCGGACCGAUCAGAGCUCCGGCGAGUCUCCGGUGAUUCGGGUUCGGGUCAAAUACGGGUCGGUCUACCACGAGAUCACCAUCAGCUCUCAAGCCACCUUCGGAGAGUUGAAGAAGGCGCUGUCUGGUCGGACGGGGCUUCACCACCAGGACAUGAAGAUUCUGUACAAAGACAAAGAGAGAGACUCGAAGAUGUUUCUGGAUCAUUCGGGCGUCAAAGAUCGGUCAAAGCUGAUUCUCCGAGAAGAUCCGAUCGCUCAGGAGAAGCGUCUCCUGGAGAAGAGGAAGAACGCCGCCAUUGACAAAGCUUCAAAGUCAAUCGCCGACAUUAGCCUCGAAGUCGACAGACUCGCCGGACAGGUAUCGGCGUUCGAGACGGUGAUUAACAAAGGAGGGAGAGUGGAGGAGAAGAGCUUGAUGAACCUGAUCGAAAUGCUAAUGAACCAAUUGCUGAAUCUGGACGCCAUUACUGCAGAUGGAGACGUGAAAUUGAAGAGGAAAAUGCAGGUGAGAAGAAUUCAGAAACACGUCGAGACGCUCGACGUGUUGAAGAUCAAGAACUCGACUCCUGACGCUAAACCCGAGAUCCAAACCCGAAACUUGGAACCCAAGAAACCAGACAGAAGCAAACGACAAGAACAAGAAUCGUCAGAUUCGUAUAUAGAUCAACGCCAACACUAUCCGCAACGGGAUUUUGCCUCGUCCGGCCCCGUGGUCGUGACAACGAGAUGGGAAACGUUCGAUUCCAUGGCUGCUACUACUUCGUCAUCGGCCGCGCCGGAUAAGUCGUCGGUCCAUCCACGGUUCAAGUGGGAAAUCUUCAAUUAAACCAUACAUACAUACAUAUAUAUAUAUAUACCAUACUAUAAUACUAUAUAAAUAUACUUCUUUAUUACCGUUUUCUUCUGUAUUCUCUCUGUUUUUUUUUUUCUGUAUGAUCUGUGUUUGGCUUUUAUGAUUCCCUCAUCGAAUAUUUUUCACAAAUAACAAUGGAUUCUCAGCAAAUAGUGGCA
Messenger RNA from Tarenaya hassleriana, 1293 nucleotides. Its product is annotated as BAG family molecular chaperone regulator 3. The record is from RefSeq and is a predicted model, not a curated record. Gene Ontology annotation, biological process: protein stabilization. Lineage: Eukaryota; Viridiplantae; Streptophyta; Magnoliopsida; Brassicales; Cleomaceae. The coding region runs from base 194 to 1108 and encodes 304 amino acids. Gene Ontology annotation, molecular function: protein-folding chaperone binding; adenyl-nucleotide exchange factor activity. The transcript has 4 exons. Gene Ontology annotation, cellular component: cytoplasm.